This is a messenger RNA of Colletotrichum scovillei, 708 nucleotides long. RefSeq lists its product as uncharacterized. The record is from RefSeq and is a predicted model, not a curated record. Gene Ontology annotation, molecular function: epoxide hydrolase activity. The coding region runs from base 1 to 708 and encodes 235 amino acids. Lineage: Eukaryota; Fungi; Ascomycota; Sordariomycetes; Glomerellales; Glomerellaceae. The transcript is spliced from 2 exons. Gene Ontology annotation, biological process: epoxide metabolic process.
AUGCACCAGCUCGGUUACGAAAAGUAUGGAAUAGUCACUACGGACCUCGGAUGGGUCACUGGAAUGUGGAUGACCAUCGACGUCCGUGAUAGCAUCCUUGGCCAGAUGUGUGACUUCUUUAUCGCUGAGCCAACCACUGAAGACCGGGCUCGACUGGAGCAGAAUCAGACCACCGGCGAGGAAACACUUUACAUGAAAUCUAUCGACAAAUGGUUUAGCUCACAUUGGGCAUAUUCCGUAGUUCAUAGCCAGAAGCCUCUGACGAUAUCCCAAGCUCUGGCUGAUAGUCCGGUUGGUCUGCUUGGUUGGUUCUGGGAUGUCAACUACGCCACUUCCAACGGCUACCCUUACACCGAGGAAGAGCUCAUCACGGAUGCGAUGAUGAUGUAUAUACCGGGGCCAUACGCAGGCAUUCGAGCUUACUUGGGAUUCCAGGUGUGUCAUCCCAUUCCGAGUGUGAUUCUUGCAAGCGUCGUAAUUAUUGACACCUAUGCCAGUCGCAUUUUCCCCACACAGACGUGCCCACGGGGGUCUCUCAGUGGACCAAGAGAUUGGAUUGAAAGAUCCGUGAACUUGGUGUAUUUCCAGAGACAUCAAGUUGGCGGGCAUUUCCCAGCUGUCAGUCAACCCGAUCUAUGGAUGGGUGACGUGAGGGCUUUCUUUUCCGCCCUACGCAUGUCGUCUUCUGUAGAAAAAGAUGAGCUGUAG